This is a messenger RNA of Trypanosoma grayi, 468 nucleotides long. RefSeq names its product RNA editing complex protein MP18. Gene Ontology annotation, molecular function: single-stranded DNA binding. The transcript has a single exon. The coding region runs from base 1 to 468 and encodes 155 amino acids. Lineage: Eukaryota; Euglenozoa; Kinetoplastea; Trypanosomatida; Trypanosomatidae. The record is from RefSeq and is a predicted model, not a curated record.
AUGCUGCGGCGUACGGUCCUAAACCGCUGCAAGAGCGUUAAUAGUGUGACACUAGUCGGCGUCGUGCAUGACAUCCAAAACGGAUUUGUGUACGAAGAUGCGGUCACGCAGUUCACCCUCACGACGACGAGCAUUGACACCACGCACCCAACGCAGGAGGUCGUUGUGGAGAAGGAUCACCACACCAUCCGCUGCUUUGGUGAGCUCUUCUCGGCUGAGGUUAAGCACAAAAUAAAGGAAGGGAACGUGGUAUGUGUCAAUGGACGACUGCGACUCAGCCCGCAGCUCGAACCGUCGUGCAACAAGUAUUUCUACUUCCCCUACAUUCAGGUCCAGCCGCCGCAUGGACAGGUGGCAGUGAUUCACGGUGACCGGCGAACGACACCGGCACCGGUGAAUCCGACUGCAGACGAAAUAUCUUCAGAGGGUGAAAACGGCACUAGCAGCAGCAGCAGCAGCAGCAAGUGA